Messenger RNA from Arxiozyma heterogenica, 1386 nucleotides. RefSeq names its product triglyceride lipase ATG15 (gene ATG15). The transcript has a single exon. Gene Ontology annotation, molecular function: glycerophospholipase activity. Bases 1 to 1386 code for a protein of 461 amino acids. The record is from RefSeq and is a predicted model, not a curated record. Gene Ontology annotation, cellular component: membrane. Lineage: Eukaryota; Fungi; Ascomycota; Saccharomycetes; Saccharomycetales; Saccharomycetaceae. Gene Ontology annotation, biological process: piecemeal microautophagy of the nucleus; multivesicular body membrane disassembly; neutral lipid catabolic process.
AUGAAAGUUACCACUAGAAGAACAAAUUAUUCUAUCACUCUUCCCACCGUCACUUUGAUCCUUAUAAUCAUUAUAUUUUGUCAUAAACAUUCUAUUAUCUUUCCUAACUUAUAUUUCGAUAAUAUACCGAUACUUGAACCAAUAAAAGAGACUGGCACAUUUAAACUAGUUCAAAUACAUAGGCAUGGGACAGGUCCAAACUAUCAUACCUAUCAAAAGUUAGACAUAACACCCCAGAUCAUUGAAGAUGCAAAGAAUAUAUUUUAUAUAAAUGAACUCGAUUGGACUAGGAACCCAAACUAUCAAACAGAUAAUCCAUUCAAUUUUAAUUUCAAAUUAAACACACAAAUAGUGACUUUGCAUAGAUUGGACCCACAUGAAAUAUUAUCGAAUUUGAAAAUGGACCAGGACUAUACCGAACCUAUACUGGAAUCCCUUUUAAGAUGGGAUCUUGAUGAAAACAUGGUUGCACCAAACAUAACCGAUAAAGGUACAAUAAUAUCCCUCGCUUUAAUGUCGUCAAAUGCCUACGUUAAAAUACCUCAUACAGGUGAUUGGAGAAAUAUAUCCUUGCCUUGGAACCAUUCUGAGUCUCCGGGUAUAGGUUGGGAUGGUAAUGGAAUCCGUGGCCAUGUUUUUUAUAACGACGUGGAAGAUAUUGUUGUCCUCUCCUUAAAGGGAACCAGUGCACAGGGAUUGCCUGGAUCUGGUGUAGAUGAGACAACGGCAAGCGAUAAGUUAAACGAUAACCUUUUAUUUUCGUGCUGUUGUGCUAGAGUCAGUUAUCUGUGGACUACUGCUUGUAACUGCUACAUGAAAUCCAAUACAUGUGAUGAGAACUGCUUGGAGAGAGAGUUAAGAAGAAAGGAUCGAUAUUAUAAAGCGGCAUUAGAUAUCUUUCAACAAGUAGAAUCAGAUUAUUCUAAUUCUACAAUAUGGUUAACCGGGCAUUCUUUAGGUGGCACUUUAGCUAGCCUUGUUGGAAGGACCUUCGGUUUGCCAGUUGUAACUUUUGAGAGUCCUGGCGAAAAAUUAGCAUCUGAAAGACUACAUUUACCUGUCCCACCUGGUCUACCAGAUUACCAAGAGGCAAUAUGGCAUUUUGGGCAUACAGCCGACCCUAUAUUUAUGGGUACUUGUAAUGGUGCAAGUUCUUCAUGUUCAAUUGCAGGUUAUGCAAUGGAGACCUCUUGCCAUACCGGGAAAGUAUGUGUAUAUGACGUUGUUAAGGAUAAAGGGUGGUAUGUUAACAUGUUACAUCACAGGAUACAUUCCGUUAUAGAUGAUAUCAUAUCUGUAUACGAUUCUCCAGCUAAAUGUGUUGAACCUGAACCCUGUGUCGAUUGUUACAGCUGGAGUUUUGUCACUGCAGAGGAAAAUAUAUAA